UUGUUUCGACUUGACAGCGACAUUUGGCGGGAAAAGGAAGCCAUUAUGGUUUCAAGUUUAUUGAUUCGAUGUACAAUAUAUGUGAACUAAAAUGGCCGUCCCAAUCGGAAAUGGAAGAUAUUACAAACUUUUUGCGGGCAAUUCCACGCCAAAACGCUUGCUCAUUGCAGAACUUAGCGAGCCAGGAUUGCUGUCAAGUUCAUUCAUCCAAGGAAUUGUGGGGCAAGUUUUCCCCAUAAAAAGUUCAGAGAGGUUUGGCAAGCUGUGUAAGGUUGUUUUGCGGGAAGAUUUGGAAAAGCGAACUCGAAAGUCAACUUGUGCCACCAUCAAUGCUUUCCUGUUAGGUGAUCUGGCUGAUGAAGGUGAAAGAAUUAAAGAGGGCGAUCGUGUGGUUUUGUCAGAGGUUGUUGUAGAAUGUUCUCCAACUGAUGAACACCAAUUUCAGCUCAUUGCUUGGCGAGAAAAAUCUCAGGCAUCCAUUUGGGUGAUAAACAACAAGGGAAAUGUGAGAGCUAAUACUGCAAGUGGUAAUGAAGAAACUGUGGCGAAUGAUACUGAAGAUGGAAAAAAUCUUACAUGCAGUGCUGAUGCUGGUGAAGCAGAGACAAUUGUGCAUGAGAUGUCAGGGUCAGAGUUUGACUCUGUAAAGGAGACAUCCAUCGGUCAAGAAAGUAGAACAAGAUGUAAGCUUAAGAUACCUGAAAGGAAGAAAGGGAAGUUUCAUCUUGGCCCCAAAGGAGUCACACCUUCGACUUCACGUGUACAGAGGAAAGUCAGUGAUGCUGUUGUUAUGAUUGAAAGAUGUGAUGCAAAAGUGACUGAAGGAGUAAGUCAGAAAGAUGAGCACUAUAAACUGCAGUCUUCAGCAAUGGGAGCAAAUAAGGAGAAGAGCAGCGAAAGGCCUCCUACACCUGGGACUCAUUUGCCCAACAUCGCAGUUGAGACAGCUGGACAAUCUGUGCUCAUGUCACAGGCAGGUGGCGCUGGACAUUUAAGCCUCAGCAUACAAAGUAGUAGUCCAAAUCAACCAUCCAAUGUGCAGUGUACUCACAUUGAGUUGUCACCAGCAGGAGUAUCUACAAGAAUUUGGAAUGGUGAUAGGAAGGCUGGGCAAUUGAGAGAUCAGUCUCAAACAAGCACAGUGCCAACUGAUUUGCCGCAACUUAUGGCUCCAGAGCCUGGUUCUUUAUCAGUUGUUGAGGGCAGUGUGAGUGCUGGAGGGAACCGCCAGAUUAUUGAUAAGGAUAUUACACAACAGAAAACAGAUGAGCCACAAAUUUGCAGUGAUGAUACACUCAUGCCUGACUUUGAACAAGAGGAUCAGGUUUUUAUAUCAGCCCGCAGAAGAUCAUCAACUCUCUCUGCUGUCAAUCAAAGAAGUCCUGCAAAAGGGCUGAAUGGAAGACCUGGGAACCCUGGUGCGAUUCCCCACCAUAUUACCACAGUCAAUGAAGAUGUGUCACUCAGGACCAGUGUGAGGAGUUUUAUUCCUGAAGACUACACCCCAGUAGCGAGUCUGUUGGCCGAUCAGGGAUCUACUGAUCAAGGCGGAGUAAAGAGAUGUGCUCCCAACCCAUUGCUUGAUGUGAAGCGACUGAGAGCUUCUCCUGGAUCUUCUUCCCUUGACCAACCCGUUAGUUUACGUGGUGGCCAGCGUACUAGGAAGAAGUCCUCCCGAGCGGCCGCAGACUACACUGUCCCUCCAGGUUAUACUACUUUGGCUAAUCUAAAGCCUGAAACCGUUGUGAAUAUCUAUGGAGUGGUGAAAUCUUUCAAACCGGCCUGGAAGUGCCGUGGCACCGACAUGUGUUCUGUCCUGAUGAUAACGGAUCCUACUGCAGCUGAUUCCACCUCUGGCCUUGAGUGUGUCUUCUUUCAGCAGACCAUCGGUCGCUUGCCUGCUGUUCACAAGGUGGGAGAUAUCGUGCGACUGCACCGCAUCAAGAUUUCGCAGUACCAGGAAAAGCUUCAAGCCAUGUCAUCCCGUGGAUUUGCAGCGAUCGUCUUCGACCGGGAUAGCGAAUUACCAGUUACAGCAGAAAUGGCGAGGGUGUCAAGCUUUACCUUCUCGCUUACAAACGAAGAUAAGGACACUAUUCGGUGCUUAAUGGAUUGGUGCGACUGCAAUCCGGCCAUGUUUCCACCUACUAGCUUCGUUUCUGUUGCGGAAAUUAGCCCAGACUGUUACUUCGACUUGGUCUGCCAGGUCCUUGGUGUCGCAUUACACCGCACUCUUGACUGCGUGGUACUCUUUGUCACUGACGGUACCCAUCCGAAAUGCGACAUCCGAGAGUGCGCUGGCGAUGAGUACAACGUGGUAGAGCCUCUUGGUAGCCACCGCUCGGAGAAGGACGGCGACGUCAUCUCUGUGUUCCUUUACGGCGCUUACGCCGAAGUCGCGCGGCUUAUUGUAAGAAAGGGGAACUAUCUGAUCUUUCAUAACUUGCAUUCCCAGGUCCUGAAACAAGGCGGGUCUGUCUGCAGUGUGGUGGACGUUUUGAGGCCCUAUGUCGAAUUGUGCAUUCAUAGGGGCACCAGUUAUGGGCGUGGUCUUACCCUCCUGUCCGAUGACUCGCCAGAGGUGAAAGAGAUCAAGAAACAACUAAAUGUGUAAUUUGACUUGACUUUUACUUUUAUUCCUAUGCCUUUUAUCACUUACAGUUUUACUGCUGCUUCUCCUUGCAUGAAUACUCCAUUUUACCCUUCUCUAAUCCACAGUUCAAGUUUAACUCCAUUUUUUAACCCUUCCCCAGCGAAGGGAAUAAUUAACUUUUCAGAGACUCGUCCUGUGACGAUCUCAAAAUUUUUCAACUUUCAAUGUACUGGCUGAUUGUAAACAGAGAACGUUCUCUUUGAGUUCAAGCUUCGUCUCCUUUUCUUAAACAAACAAGAAAUUCGUUUACUGGCGACCCAAAAAAAUCGUAACUUAAAACUAUGGAUGUAUGUUUCUCCUAAUUUGGAAGAAUAAAAAAAAACUUUUCUCGAACA
Stylophora pistillata is the source of this 2988-nucleotide messenger RNA. RefSeq lists its product as uncharacterized. NCBI's taxonomy places the organism in Eukaryota, Metazoa, Cnidaria, Anthozoa, Scleractinia, Pocilloporidae. The record is from RefSeq and is a predicted model, not a curated record. Gene Ontology annotation, biological process: telomere capping; regulation of telomere maintenance via telomerase. Gene Ontology annotation, molecular function: G-rich strand telomeric DNA binding; telomerase inhibitor activity. Gene Ontology annotation, cellular component: nuclear telomere cap complex; chromosome, telomeric region.